CAAUAAUGGAAACUCUCUACCUGAUCCUCUCUCUCGUCUUCCUCUUCAUCUCUCUAACAUUCUUGUUCGGAACACGGCGGCGCAAACUAAACCUACCGCCGAGUCCAACUCGGCCAUUUCCGGUUAUCGGACACCUCCACCUCCUAAAGCUGCCGCUACACCGUACGUUUCUCUCACUCUCAAAAUCACUAGAGGGGGCUUCCAUUUUCUCCCUCCGCCUCGGCACACGUCUCGUUUUCGUUGUCUCUUCUCACUCCAUCGCCGAGGAAUGCUUCACCAAAAACGACGUGGUGUUAGCUAACAGGCCUGAGUUUAUCGUUGGAAAGUAUAUCGGAUACAACUCAACCACCAUGGUUGGUUCGUCUUAUGGCGACAGCUGGCGGAACCUUCGUCGUAUUGGCACCAUUGAGAUCUUCUCGUCUCUUAGACUCAACAGCUUCGUAUCCGUCCGCAAAGACGAGAUCCGACGGCUGAUAUUAUCUCUAUCGAAAAACUCUCAACAAGAAUAUGCGAAGGUGGAGAUGAGACCAUUGUUUAUGAAUUUGACUAUCAACAACAUCCUUAGGAUGGUGGCCGGAAAGAGAUUUUACGGCGACGGAACAGAGGACGACGAUGAGGCAAGACACGUGAGGCAGUUGAUAACAGAGGUGGCUGUCAGAGGAGGCGCUGGAAACGUAGCAAACUACAUCCCGAUCCUCCGUUGGUUAACGAGUUACGAGAAGCAAGUGAAAGAGCUAGCGGGUCGGGUUGACGGGUUUUUACAGAAUCUAGUGAACGAGAAACGUGCGGAGAAAGUAAAGGGUAACACUAUGAUCGAUCACUUGCUUUCUCUCCAAGAAACUCAGCCUGAUUACUACACAGAUGUUAUCAUUAAAGGAAUUAUACUUGUUAUGAUAAUUGCUGGGACUGAUACAUCAGGAGGAACGUUAGAAUGGGCUAUGGCCAAUUUGUUGAACCAUCCAGAAGUAUUAAAAAAAGCAAGGACCGAGAUUGACGAGGUAAUCGGUUCAGACAGGUUGAUAGAAGAACAAGACAUUGUGAAACUUCCUUAUAUACAGAACAUUAUGUCAGAGACAUUAAGGCUUUAUCCUGUGGUUCCGAUGCUUCUCCCCCACCUGGCGUCAGAAGAUUGCAUGGUGGCAGGGUAUGACGUCCCUCGUGGCACGAUGGUAUUGGUGAACGCAUGGGCCAUUCAUAGAGACCCAAAAAUGUGGGAAGAGCCGGAGAAGUUCAAGCCGGAGAGGUUUGAGAAAGAAGGCGAGGAAAAAAAGAUGUUGCCUUUUGGGAUGGGACGACGAGCUUGUCCUGGAUCAGGGCUAGCUCAGCGGCUAGUGACUUUGGCUCUCGGUUCGUUGGUUCAAUGUUUCGAGUGGGAGAGAGCUGGAGAAGAAUAUGUGGACAUGACAGAAGCUGAGAAAGGAACUACCAUGGGCAAGGCCACACCGUUGACAGCUAUGUGUAGAGCUCGUCCCAUUGUCCAAAAGGUUUUAGAUGCUUCUUGUUCAUAAGCGUAUCUUCCAAAUAUUGUUAUAUUUUAUAACAUCUUGCAACGGAUUUGCAGCUUCUUAUAGUUCAUAUAGACUUGUAUAUUUCCUAUUGGUGACAUAUAGUAUUGUAGCAUGAUUUAUAAUUUGAUGUAACUUACAGUAAAAAUAUAUAUGGUAGAAACUGAGCUUUAUGUGCUAAGUUUGUAUAAAAUA
Messenger RNA from Eruca vesicaria subsp. sativa (arugula), 1700 nucleotides. Lineage: Eukaryota; Viridiplantae; Streptophyta; Magnoliopsida; Brassicales; Brassicaceae. The record is from the annotation of a GenBank genome assembly.